AUGCCCCGAGCACUACCCUCUUUUCCCUUUUGGUGUACCCACCUCCUGCGCUUACAUUACCAAGAAAGCGAGCAAGUGUGUCUGUGUAAAUUCAAUCUCUACCUAAGCGACAAACGCUCUUGUACAUGCGCACAUUUUCGGAUCGUUCUUUUGACGGCUUUAUUCGGCACCUCCGUCGCAUUCAAAGGGCUCGAUACUAUACAGAAGUUAUCUACGGACAAUUUUCGCUGCUUAAAAGACAAUGGUUUCACAUUCUAUAUCGGUAGAGUGUGGAAAAGUACAGGAAAUUACGAUAUGGAGGGCAUGCAGAACAUGAAGAAUGCUCAUGAAGCUGGUUUUGAAGUCAGCGCCUACAUUUUUCCUUGUUUGGCAAAGCAUUGUGCGCCUCCACAAAAUCAGGUUGAGGCGACCAUUAAUCGUUUGAGGUCGGAGGGCGUUCCAUUUGAUACGGUAUAUCUGGAUAUAGAAAUAUUCCGCUGGCCAAAUGAUCACGCAGCCAACCGAAAUACUAUCAAUGCUAUGGGCAACAAAUUAGAUGGAAUGGGUGUCGACUGGGGGAUCUACACAAACAAAAAUAACUGGAAGAGUAUCGUAGGCUCAGAAUAUGAUCAGUGGAAGCAUAAAAAACUCUGGUGGGCCUAUUGGGGAAUGAACGAUGGAACACGAAGGGGCGAAUUCUCUCCUUUUGGAGGAUGGUCAAAUUUUUACAUUCAGCAAUAUGCGGGAGAUUUCAACGGACCAUGUGGAGUUAACCUUGACCUUAAUUUCAUUCGACUUGAUUGAAUAAUAAAGGUUUGAACGAUU
Cylicocyclus nassatus is the source of this 804-nucleotide messenger RNA. The record is from the annotation of a GenBank genome assembly. Lineage: Eukaryota; Metazoa; Nematoda; Chromadorea; Rhabditida; Strongylidae.